AUGCCAAGUACAAAAAGAUCAUCAUCUACUGAAAACUCCCAUAAAGACUCUAAAAAGAAAGUCAAACUAGAUUAUGUAAAUCUCAAACCAUCACAAACGUUAUAUGUCAAAAAUCUAAAUACCAAAAUCAAUAAGAAAAUUUUAUUGCAUAAUUUGUACCUAUUAUUUUCUGCAUUUGGAGAUAUCAUUUCUAUAAAUCUACAGAAUGGUUUUGCCUUUAUAAUAUUUAGUAAUUUAAAUCUGGCUACAUUGGCGUUGAGAAAUUUGAAAAAUCAAGAUUUUUUUGACAAACCACUUGUAUUAAAUUAUGCUGUCAAGGAAUCUAAAGUUAUUUCUCAGGAGAAACAAAAACUACAAGAUGAUAAUGAUGAAGAAGUGAUGCCACUGUAUGAAUAA
Candida albicans SC5314 is the source of this 396-nucleotide messenger RNA. Its product is annotated as U2 snRNP complex subunit. Gene Ontology annotation, biological process: mRNA splicing, via spliceosome. Lineage: Eukaryota; Fungi; Ascomycota; Pichiomycetes; Serinales; Debaryomycetaceae. Gene Ontology annotation, cellular component: catalytic step 2 spliceosome; U2 snRNP; precatalytic spliceosome. The coding region runs from base 1 to 396 and encodes 131 amino acids. Gene Ontology annotation, molecular function: RNA binding. The record is from RefSeq and is a predicted model, not a curated record. The transcript has a single exon.